Messenger RNA from Macrobrachium nipponense, 633 nucleotides. RefSeq names its product zinc finger BED domain-containing protein 5-like. The transcript has a single exon. Lineage: Eukaryota; Metazoa; Arthropoda; Malacostraca; Decapoda; Palaemonidae. The coding region runs from base 1 to 633 and encodes 210 amino acids. The record is from RefSeq and is a predicted model, not a curated record.
AUGAUAGUCAAUUAUGUAAAAUCUAUGCCUGUGAGCACUCGUCUUUUCAAACAGUUGUGCAAAGAUUUAGAUUCCGAGCAUCAACUGCUUUUCUACACUAAAGUUCGAUGGCUAUCCAAGGGCAAUGUCCUGAACAGAGAUUUUGAACUUAGAGAAGAGCUAGAGAUGUUUUUGGAUAUGCAAGAUAAGGAGCCUAUUUUUAAUGAUCCACUUUGGGAACCACGUUUAGCCUAUUUAGCUGACAUAUUUGACCAGCUUAACAAACUUAAUCUAAAGCUUCAGGGUAAGGACACAACAGUGAUUCACUUUGUUAACACAUUGCGUGCUUUUGUUACCAAGAUGAAGAACUGGUCUAGGAAAGUUAGCUCUGGUAAUUUUGCUAUGUUUGAGAAGCUUUGUGAAGUGACUGAAGGAAGAGAAGAAGAAACAGAAUCUUGCCUCCAAAAUGAAAUAAUCAGUCACCUUCAUAAUUUGUGCCAAGAAUUUUCCAGGUACUUUCCUGAUCUUGAAGAAAUAGAUCGGUCAUUUGUGAGAAACCCUUUUAAUGCUGAACCAGAUAUUAUAAUUCCUGAGUCUGACCAAGAUAAAUUUCUAGAAAUUAAAUUUGAUUCAAGUAACAAGGAUUUUUUUUAA